Messenger RNA from Perkinsus marinus ATCC 50983, 966 nucleotides. RefSeq lists its product as hypothetical. The transcript has 2 exons. Lineage: Eukaryota; Perkinsozoa; Perkinsida; Perkinsidae. Gene Ontology annotation, biological process: negative regulation of fatty acid biosynthetic process. Gene Ontology annotation, cellular component: cytoplasm; Cul4-RING E3 ubiquitin ligase complex. Bases 1 to 966 code for a protein of 321 amino acids. Gene Ontology annotation, molecular function: protein binding. The record is from RefSeq and is a predicted model, not a curated record.
AUGGACAUCCGCGACCCUGCUUCAUGCAAGGCCCCAGAUAUCCUGGCUAGCUGGGGUCACGGCAUCAAUGGCAUCAGUGGUGGUUGGGCGCUCCGGCCGUACCUACUACUAGCUGGUGGCGAGUUGCCGACACUUAGACUGUACGAUCGUCGUCGGAUGCAAGCACUCCAGUGUGGUACUACUACUGCAUCAUGUGUUGUGAGUGAGCUCCAAGGACCUGAUACUGCUAAUUCUGAUAGUGACUUGGUUGACCUGUGCGUCAGUGGUGUAUGCCUAUCCCAAACAGGUAGAGUAGCUGUCGGGUCGUGGAUGAAUGGUGAGGGUAUUUAUGCAUUUGAUGUCGAUGCCCCCAAUGAGCCCCUCGGCCCUCCCUUCAAAGGCCACGCUAACUUCCGUACAGUCAAGGAGGUAUCACUAGUAGGCCUCAAUCAGGAAUAUGUUGCUAGUGGUAGUGAUGAUGGUAAUUGGUUUGCAUGGCGAUUGCGACAUGAACCUUUCGAGGGUAUCACCGAAUUUCCAGGCAGUCUGCCUUCCCCUCCAGUUGAAUGCCCCAUCGACUCUAGGCUUGCCUUUGUAGGUCUUGAAGGAGACAUGGAGGUCGUCAACUGUGUCCAACAGCACCCGACUGAACCAUGUAUAGUUACUUCUGGUAUUGAGAAUGAUAUCAAAGUAUGGCAUCCUGAGCGUACCAACUAUCGGGAGAAACUACCCAUUCGGGCGGACCCACGGCUUCGGCAGAUUAUUACUCGGAACCUCACCCAUUCGGCCGACUCCCAUGGUCUUAGUAAUUUCCUCCUCACCAUACUGCGCCGCCGCUUCCCUCACGCCCACAACCUUCAGAGGUUCGGUUCCACCGUAGUAUUUACUCGCUCGCCCGCUUCCGACAGCGACUCCUCUGAACCCGUCAGUGACGCCAGCCCGGGCGAGUCGAUAACCGGUGGUUCUACAUCGUCGGACACCUCAUAG